AUGGAUCCAGCACCUGCUCGUCUGAGCAGCUCUGCCAGGGUGGGUCUCUCGCGGCUCCUUUCUGCAACGCUGGAGGCCCUCAACAGCACGGCCGGCGUCCUGGGCCACUUCUCCUUCAUCUUGGUGGGCAUCCCUGGUCUGGAAGCCUUCCACCCCUGGAUUGGGACCCCGCUCUUCCUCAUGUACGUCCUGACUGUGCUGGGGAACGUCACCAUCCUCGUUGUCAUCAAGACGGAGCCCAGCCUCCACCAGCCCAUGUACCUCUUCCUCUCCAUGCUGGCUGCCAACGACCUGGUCAUCAGCACCUCCACCUUGCCCAAGAUGCUGGCCAUCAUGUGGUCGGGCGCCAGGGAGAUCGGCUUCCAUGCCUGCCUGACGCAGAUGUACUUCAUCCACACCUUCUCCAUCGUGGAGUCGGCCAUCUUGCUGGCCAUGGCCUUUGAUCGCUACGUCGCUAUCUGCCACCCUCUCCACUACGCGGCCAUCCUCAGCAACACAGCGGUGGCCAGGAUGGGGCUGGCGGCGUUUGUCCGGGGCGUGAUCCUGGUCCUGCCCUGCCCCCUCCUCCUCCUCCAGAGGCUGCCUGGUGGCUUCCGAACGGUCAUCCAGCACACCUACUGCGAGCACAUGGCGGUGGUCAAGCAGGCCUGCAGCGACACGACCGUCAACCGGGUCUAUGGGAUCUGCGUGGCCCUCUCGGUGGUGGUGCUAGACCUGGGGCUCAUUGCCGCCUCCUACACCAUGAUCCUCCGGGCCGUCUUCCGGCUCUCGUCAAGGGAUGCUCGCGCCAAGGCCCUAGGGACCUGUGCAGCCCACACCUGCACCAUCUUGGUCUCCUAUGUGCCCGCCCUCUUCACCUUCCUGACCCACCGGAUUGGCCGCCAUGUGCCUCCCUAUAUCCACAUCCUGCUGGCCUGCCUCUACCUCCUCCUGCCGCCCAUGGUGAACCCCCUCGUCUAUGGGGUGAAGACCCAGCAGAUCCGCCAGAGGGUGCUUGGCCUUUUGGGCCAAGGGCGAAAGGGGCCUGCAAACCACUAG
Messenger RNA from Zootoca vivipara (common lizard), 1038 nucleotides. RefSeq names its product olfactory receptor 52P1-like. Lineage: Eukaryota; Metazoa; Chordata; Lepidosauria; Squamata; Lacertidae. Gene Ontology annotation, cellular component: plasma membrane. Gene Ontology annotation, biological process: G protein-coupled receptor signaling pathway. The record is from RefSeq and is a predicted model, not a curated record. Gene Ontology annotation, molecular function: olfactory receptor activity; G protein-coupled receptor activity.